AUGGAUCCUGAAGGCCUCGAGGAUGCGCUGGACUUGUCCAGGGACAGGUCGCAGAACCAGGGUGUCUACAUCUACCAACCCGUAAAACCUGGGAAAGCUACCGGCGAGCGACCCUCGAAACGACGCAAGGUCUCCUCUACCAACAAUCAAGGACAGAGAUCCGAUGUCCAAUGCUUUGUGCCAUUGUUGAAUGGAGAAGAAAAUGCCGAGUCAUCGCAAUUGCGACACGAAACCUACAAACAGCUUUGGUCGGCACAGGAGCAUAAGAUUCAGGCUAUUCUUGAAGAUGUUGACGCCGGAGUAUUGGCCGAUGUGCUCUCUUUUGUGAGAGAAAACUCUCCUGAAACAUGCAACGGAUGUAUCCCUACAGGUCUGGUGACAGUCGGAUCCAAUGUUUCCUCCCUGAGCAGAUUGCUCUCUCGUCUCAACGAUCAAUUACUAGCCAGUGGCGAAGGCGGUGUUGUGGUGCUGGAGUCCGGUGAUGCUCCUAAUUUGAAGUCAUCCUUGAAGAAUAUCAUUCGAGCCGCGAUCACAAAUACCGAGGGAAAUGAUGGAUACCAGAAGUUCUUGACCGAUCGGGCGGGACCUCGACUGCUUGGAUAUGACCUGGACCUUCUUAACGACUACGUUCAAAGAAAGGGCACGAAAAAGCUGGUUCUUGCACUUCGAGACAGUGAAGCCUUUGACCCAGGUCUAUUGAUGGAUCUUUUGUCACUUUUCAAGUCCUGGCUUGAUCGCAUUCCAUUCACAGUUCUUCUCGGUAUUUCGACCUCCGUCGAGCUGUUUGAAGGUCGUUUGCCUCGUGCAUGUGUUUCUUUGCUUCAAGGCAAGCAUUUCGAAGUCCAAGAAGCAGGGAACUGUGUCGACCGUAUCUAUGAAUCGCUCCAGACCGACCCACAGGGAAAGCUGUGGCUGGGCCGCAAUGUCACUAGCACUCUUCUGGAAAAGACGCAUGACUAUUUUCAAACACCUGAAGCUUUCAGUCGCAUGGUCAAGUAUGCGUAUAUGUCACAUUUCUUCGCGAACCCGCUCGCGGUGCUGUUGGGAAAUCCAGCGCCAGCUACGCUUUCUCAACCCAGACUAUGUGAGGCCAUUAGACAUCUGCCAUCAUUCCGCAUGUUUUGCGAAGAUUUACUAGAGGCGGGGUCUCCCGAUGAUGUACGGAGUUUGCUAGAAAACGAUGAAUACCUGCUUCAGGAGGCGCUCAGUCAUGUUAGCGCGGGCCAGCAAAGCAUGCAACAAAUAUUCCAGGCUGUUCUUGUCAUCCAUACCUGCAUCCAGCACACGCAACAAGGCUCAAAGAAGACCAAUGUCUCUGAUCUUUCUGUUCGCGCCCUCUCUGGCGAGCUGAAUGACUCCCAGGUGGCCGAUGACAUGCUAGCGACAGUGAGGACUUUCGACUCCGAAAAGCUGGGUCUCCUGCUCGACUCUUUGCCCAAGACACUUCCUGCCGUCCUAGCUCUCGAAGAUAUCCGAGCCGAUUUUGCGACAUUAGUCGAGGCAAAUGCAGAGUUCGAACCUCUACGAAGUGAAUACAACAUCAACAGCUCUGUGGUGAAAACUACGGUUGUCCAGCAAAGGAUUCUACUCAGCAAAGGAAAAGCCAACCUAUCCGAGCAAGACAUCGAGUACACUCGGAUUGUCGAUCGACUGGUCGGUGCAUUGCAAGAAUACCUCACAGAGACAUUGAUCCAGCCACAGGAGCUGUUCAUGCACGAAGCUUUCUUGUUCGACCUGCGCAACCCCUUGAAAGAAAACUUUACACCCCGACCACGAUUCGCUCUGGAACGUGCAUUGGCCAAUCCUUUUGACUACCUUAUUUCCUCGACAGAUGCAAGCGGCGCCAGGAUUUCCGCCAAGCAGCCUGCUACUGCGAUUCUUUAUCAGCUCUAUCUCGAAUCCGGGGCUUUGGUCAACAUUCACGACUUGUGGCAGGCUUUCUACGGAGUAUUUGAGGGCGACCAGGGCAACACUUGCGAUGAUCGCAUGAUCAUGUCCCUGUUCUACGGCGCGUUGUCUGAUCUUAAAUCCUUUGGCAUGGUUAAGAAUAGUCGGAAGAAGACCGACCAUCUUGCCAAAUCCGCGUGGAUGGGACUAUGACCUAGUUUAUUUUCAAUAAUUCAUGAA
Messenger RNA from Penicillium subrubescens, 2127 nucleotides. RefSeq lists its product as uncharacterized. The record is from RefSeq and is a predicted model, not a curated record. Lineage: Eukaryota; Fungi; Ascomycota; Eurotiomycetes; Eurotiales; Aspergillaceae. The transcript has 8 exons. Gene Ontology annotation, biological process: DNA replication initiation; DNA replication. Gene Ontology annotation, cellular component: nuclear pre-replicative complex; nuclear origin of replication recognition complex; DNA replication preinitiation complex. The coding region runs from base 1 to 2100 and encodes 699 amino acids. Gene Ontology annotation, molecular function: DNA replication origin binding.